AUGAACUGCCAAAAAUGCCGAACACCUCUGAAGCUCGAUAGCUCGCUGCAAUACCUCAAUCCGGCAGCUUUCGACCUGUUGGUAGGAUCAACAGGCCAUUCCAAUGAUCAGGCAACCAGUACAUCUCGGGUACCAUACCCUCACGAACGCAAGGAUCUCUACAAUCAGGUAACCCAAGAUGCGACAUCUCCAGUGUUCAAAAGGGCCAUUCCUGCUGCUCGGCAGGCGUUCGGCCCCCAACCUGCGGUGGCUGCAUCAACGAAAGCCGGCUUGAAGGACAACCCGGCCAUGUCCUUCGUGAUGCUUACAGACUCGCAAGUCGUUCCUCCACAACAUACGUUGGAUGGUAACGAGGAAACGCGGAAGAAGCAGGGAUCAAGAGUAGCGCACAGUGCUGCAAAUGAAGCCUCCAACGAGCCAAAGCAAACACUGUCUCACCAGAUCGAGUCGACCACUCGACUCUUCGAGAUUCUCUCGUCCCACUCUGACAUAGAUCACCCUGUUUGUGCUGAGUGUACCGAUCUACUUCUGUCACAGCUUCAGAGUCGUCUUUCCGCGUCUACCAAAGAACGGGACGCCUAUAUUACUUUCCUAAAAACCAUCAACAACACCAUUCCGUCUUCAUCCGAGAUCUCAAAAGCUCAAGCGUCUCUUACUUCAUCCAAAGCCGCCGAAGCGAAGGCGUUUUCCGAGCUCUUGGCUCUUGAAAAGGAGAAAGCAGCCCUGGACGACGAGGUCGCGACCUUAGAAGCCGAAUCUCUCGCCCUGGAUGAGGAGGAGCAGGCUUUCUGGCGCUCCAGGAAUGCGUUUGCACUGACCUUGUCCACCCUCCAAGACGAUCGUGAUGCCCUCAAUGCUGCUUACGAUCAUGAUGCUCAGCAGCUGGAGCGCCUCGAAUUAACAAACGUCUACAAUGACACGUUUUGCAUUUACCACGACGGGCCCUUUGCUACAAUCAAUGGUCUGCGCCUCGGGCGUCUUCCGCCUCAGCUAAACGUAGAUUGGUCUGAGAUCAACGCUGCAUGGGGCACAGCUGCUUUACUUCUUGCGACAGUGGCCGAAAAGCUAGGAUUCACUUUUCGAGGCUACAGGAUCAAACCCAUGGGCAGUACCUCGAGGAUUGAGAAAAUAGAACAGGGAAGCUCUGCUUCGAGGCAAUCAACUUCCGGCAGAGUGACCAAUUUCGCUUCCAACCCCAACACGCACCAAGAACCUCAGCAACCCAAAAUCACCGCACUUGACCUGUUCUCGUCUGGCGAUCUUCCUCUAGGCAGGAUGCUGCUCCAUCGCCGCCUCGACGCAGGCAUGGUUGCCUUCCUUGAAUGUUUGCGUCAGCUUUGUGACUUUGUUGAGCAAUCCUCCCACCGAAUUCCCCACAAUUCCAACUUGCCUGUCAUUGACAGAGGUUCGCCUGCGAGUGAUGCAAAGGUAGCGAAGCUGAAGGUACCAUAUUCCAUCACAAAGGACAAGAUCGGGGACCCAGAAAAGCCUGAUCUGAUCGCAAGUAUCAAGCUUGGAGUCAGUCAGGAUGAGGCAUGGACUAGGGCGUACGCGCUUGGCGCGAAUACAUAUAUCCUCCGCACCAAGUAUUGGACCCUCGGUCUGGCAACCUCUUCCCUCCGUCUACCCUCGUCUUCAAUCAUAAAGAUACUUCACCGGGCGCUGUGGAGGCGCGCUCGAACGAUGUCCUCCAAGUCCCCUCCUCCAAUAGCGAACGGCCUUACGGCCGCGCCCAAAGAUCCCGAGAAAGAACGAAAGAAGGCCGAAAAGAUUCAAAAGUAUAACGAGAAGAAGGCGAAGGCGAAGGCUGCCAAUGCACAAGCUAUACAAGGCCCUUCGAAAACCAUGGCCAAAAAAGCCAAGCAGGAUACUUCCAUGGAUGAACCUUUACCGCCCUACAUAGAAAAGACACCGCCCGGGGACAAGAAGAUUUUGCAAUCACUGCAUGAUCCUCAUCACUUGAACUACAUCCCUAAGGUGGUAGAAUCCGGAUGGUACGACUGGUGGGAGAAGGAAGGCUACUUCAAGCCUGAGUUUGAGCCCGAUGGCAAAGUGAAAGAGAAAGGCUACUUCGUCAUUCCGGAACCUCCACCAAACGUAACUGGAGCUCUACACAUGGGCCACGCUCUCCCUAACGCUUUGCAAGAUAGCCUAAUAAGAUGGAACCGAAUGCGAGGGCUAACGACACUGUGGCUGCCCGGCUGUGACCAUGCCGGCAUUUCUACUCAGACAGUGGUCGAAAAGAUGCUGAUGAGGCGAGAAGGAAAGACGAGGCAUGACCUUGGCAGAAAAGCGCUGGUAGAGAGGAUAUGGGAUUGGAAAGAAGAGUACCAUCGCAAUAUCAACGGAGUGCUUCGGCGCAUGGGUGGUUCCUUCGACUGGACGAGGGAAGCCUUCACUAUGAAUGCAACCUUCUCAGCUGCUGUAACGGAAACUUUCGUAACGCUACACGAAGAAGGUCUCAUCUACCGGGCUAAUAGAUUGGUCAAUUGGUGUACUGCGCUUAAUACGACGCUCUCCAACCUUGAAGUAGAUAACUUAGAGUUGAAAAGUCGGACGAUGCUCGAUAUACCAGGGUAUAAGAAGAAGAUCGAGUUCGGGGUAAUCACUCAUUUUCUUUAUCAAAUUGAGGGAAGCGAGGAGACCAUAGAAGUGGCUACGACGCGGCCUGAGACCAUACUUGGUGAUACUGGCAUUGCAGUGCAUCCCAAAGACGAGCGAUACAAGCAUUUGGUGGGGAAGUGCGCGACACACCCCUUCCUUGGACGACCGAUACCCAUCGUCGCAGAUGAAUACGCGGAUCCAGAAAAAGGAACGGGUGCAGUGAAAAUCACACCAGCUCAUGACUUCAACGACUUUGAAGUUGGACGUAGGAACGGUCUAGAAUUCAUCAAUAUACUUAACGAUGAUGGUACUCUUAAUGACAACGCAGGAGACUUUCAAGGUAUGAAGCGGUUCGAUGCAAGGUAUAAGACCAUCGAAGCUCUCAAAGCCAAAGGGCUUUACGUCAAAUGGGAAGACAACGAGAUGAAGGUACCCAGAUGUCAAAAGUCGAAGGACGUCAUCGAGCCUCUCAUGAAGCCACAAUGGUGGUUGAAGAUGAAAGACGGGUUGGCACCUGCGGCGAUCAAGGCUGUAAGAAACGGCCAGAUCAAGAUCCGACCAGAGUCCGCAGAGAAGAACUAUUACUCGUGGAUGGAAAACAUCAAUGAUUGGUGUUUGUCGAGACAAUUAUGGUGGGGUCAUCAAGCUCCAGCAUACUUCAUCAACAUUGAGAACGAGACUGGUGAUGGGAGUGACGGAGAGCUAUGGAUCACUGGGAGGACAGAAGAAGCGGCAGAGGAGAAAGCGAAGGCUAAAUUUCCUAAUAAGAAGUUCACACUUACGAGGGAUCCGGACGUUCUCGACACGUGGUUCUCUUCUGGUCUAUGGCCAUUCGCGACAUUAGGCUGGCCUAACAAGACCCACGAUUUGGAGACUCUUUAUCCUACAUCUGUGCUUGAAACCGGCUGGGACAUCCUUUUCUUCUGGGUGGCUAGAAUGAUCAUGUUUGGCAUCAAAAUGACGGGGCAAAUUCCUUUCCGGGAAGUUUACUGCCAUUCCCUAGUCAGAGAUUCGGAGGGUAGGAAAAUGUCGAAAUCCCUGGGGAACGUUAUUGAUCCUCUCGAUGUGAUGGAGGGUAUCUCGCUUUCUAGUUUGCAUGAAAAGCUAGAAGCGGGAAAUCUUGAUCCAACAGAGGUCGAGAAGGCCAGGAAGACCCAAAAGACAACGUUUCCGGAUGGAAUACCAGAAUGUGGCGCAGACGCUUUACGAUUUUCUUUGGUCAAUUACACAACCGGAGGCGGUGAUAUCAACUUCGAUAUAAAGGUCAUGCAAGGCUACCGCAAGUUUUGUAAUAAGAUCUACCAAGCCACUAAAUACGUUCUUGGCAAACUCGACUCCUCCUUCAUCCCCCAAGGGCUGCCCACUAAAACCGGCCAAGAAUCGCUUGCAGAGCUGUGGAUCCUGCACAAACUUAACACCGCCGCCGCAGAGAUUCACACAGCGUUCACCCAACGGGAGUUUUCCCAAGCAACCUCGAUCACCUAUCAGUACUGGUAUAACCACCUUUGUGAUGUGUACAUUGAGAAUUCUAAGGCUAUACUACAAGCUGGUACUGCUUCGGAGCAAGAAUCGGCCAAACAAACCCUUUACACUGCCCUUGAAGGCGGGCUCACGAUGAUCCAUCCUUUCAUGCCCUUCCUGACCGAAGAACUCUGGCAGCGCCUACCCCGUCGUCCUGAAGAUAAGACACCUUCCAUCGUCAAAGCAGCCUACCCGCAAUAUAACGCCGAGCUCGACGACAGAGAUUCCGAAGAAGCCUACGAGCUUAUCAUGUCCGUCGCGAAAGCUAUACGCCAACUAGCAGCCGAGUACUUCAUCAAGGACUGCGCAACCACCCACAUCCAACUAUUCACCCCUUCCACCCUCUCAACCUGCGAAUCACAAAUCGCGGCCAUCAAGUCGUUGAGCGGAAAAGCUAUGCUGGGCGAGAAUGCAUCCAUCUCCAUCCUCUCGGCCACCGACUCGAAACCGGCUGGUUGCGUUGUGCAAUCCGUUUCUGCUUCCGCGGCCGUAUUUUUACUCGUCAAGGGCCGUAUAGAUAUUGACGCUGAGAUCAAAAAGGGGAAAGAGAAAUUAGCGGCUGCGCAAGAAGGAAUGGAGAAGAAGAAGAAGAUAGUCGGAGGCGAGGGGUGGGAGAAGAUGAGAGAGGACGCCCAGGAGACGGAGAGGAGGAAGUUGGCGAAUGCGGAGCAGGAGGUCAAGGUGCUGGAAGGGAGCGUGGAGCAGUUUGAAAGACUGAGGUUGGAAUGA
Messenger RNA from Letharia lupina, 4854 nucleotides. RefSeq lists its product as uncharacterized. NCBI's taxonomy places the organism in Eukaryota, Fungi, Ascomycota, Lecanoromycetes, Lecanorales, Parmeliaceae. Gene Ontology annotation, molecular function: aminoacyl-tRNA deacylase activity; valine-tRNA ligase activity; ATP binding. The coding region runs from base 1 to 4854 and encodes 1617 amino acids. The transcript has 7 exons. Gene Ontology annotation, cellular component: cytosol. The record is from RefSeq and is a predicted model, not a curated record. Gene Ontology annotation, biological process: valyl-tRNA aminoacylation.